Penicillium coprophilum is the source of this 1062-nucleotide messenger RNA. RefSeq lists its product as uncharacterized. The record is from RefSeq and is a predicted model, not a curated record. Lineage: Eukaryota; Fungi; Ascomycota; Eurotiomycetes; Eurotiales; Aspergillaceae. Bases 1 to 1062 code for a protein of 353 amino acids. The transcript is spliced from 4 exons.
AUGUCUCGCUCACCUCGAGCCGCCAUCUUUGACUGUGGUCCAAGGCUUCUCAAGGAUAUCUGGACGCUCACUGGUAUCGCAAUUUUGAUAGUAGCAUUGAGGGUGGCUGCAAAAAUAAGGAUCCGAAAAAUUGGCUGGGAUGACAUUCUCAUGGUUUUAUCAUUGUGUCUUACUAUAGUCGGAUCAGCUCUGAUUACCGUGGGUGUUAACUACGGGUUCUGUCGCCAUGUUUGGGACCUUGACACAAAGACCGUUGUUCCAAAGGUGAUUAUGUUUGACUAUCUGACUCAGACAUUUGGCAUUGCUGGCGGUACACUGGGUCGGAUCUCAUUCAUUGUCUUCGUCAUUGGCCUACUUGGCACUAGAAAAUCACACAGAGUGAUACUUUGGGUCAUAGUUGGGUUACAAGUCGUGACAAACUUGAUAUUGAUCAUCAUUCUAUUCGUUCAAUGUCCAGGACAUGCUUCCGCUAUCUGGACACAGAACGGGGAACAUAAAUGCUGGGACGUCCGCAUCCAAGCAUACUAUGGGUACUAUCAGGGCUCAUUUAAUUCGGCGACAGACCUUUAUCUGGCAGUCUUUUCAACGUACAUAUUCUGGAGUUUGAAUUUGAAAUUAAGGGUCAAGCUGGGCUUGGUCACACUUCUCGGAUUGGGCAUUUUUGCAAUGGCAGCCUCCGUUAUUAAAGUAGUGCAAACCCAAGUCCUGUCACACGCAGCCGAUGAUCCAACCGUCGCAACCGUCAAUUACAACCGCUGGCUAUAUAUCGAGGCCUAUCUAGUCAUCAUAACGGCAUCAAUACCCUGCAUUAGAUCUUUAUUGCGCUCUGUUCGAGGGCGGUCAGCUGGAACUGGACGGAGCACAUACGAGUUGAGUUCGCCAUAUGGUGGAAACUCCAUGCUCACAUCUAGAUCCCGGAGAUUGACAGCAAUACCCGGAAAGUCGACGAUACGCAUCUCUGAUAAUUCUAGUGCGGAAGAUAUUCUCGUGUCAAAUAAAAGUGACAUUGAUGCAGUACACGAGAGGACGGGCUCGAAACAAUCGAUCCAUGUCAAUGUAUAA